Messenger RNA from Saccharomyces mikatae IFO 1815, 2055 nucleotides. RefSeq names its product Srb4p (gene SRB4). Lineage: Eukaryota; Fungi; Ascomycota; Saccharomycetes; Saccharomycetales; Saccharomycetaceae. Gene Ontology annotation, biological process: regulation of transcription by RNA polymerase II. Bases 1 to 2055 code for a protein of 684 amino acids. Gene Ontology annotation, cellular component: core mediator complex; mediator complex. The transcript has a single exon. The record is from RefSeq and is a predicted model, not a curated record. Gene Ontology annotation, molecular function: transcription coregulator activity.
AUGACGACAGAAGAAGCAGCGGUAGAUUCUAAAACAGGGAUCAAACUGGCACUGGACCCGAAUUUAAUUACAUUGGCACUUGGUUCUAAUCCCAACUCUAAUCUGCAUUCACCAACAUCAGGGGAACCUGUAUCAGAAUCUGCAGGAAAGCCAGAUGCUAGUUCUCACUUGGAAGGUGAUGAAGUUGAAAAUAAAACCAAGAAAGAUAAUGAUAAAAGGUUGAAAUUUUUAAAGAAUAAAGAUUCUUUAGUCAGCAAUCCACACGAAAUUUAUGGUUCUAUGCCAUUAGAGCAAUUGAUUCCGAUCAUUUUAAGACAGCGUGGACCAGGCUUUAAAUUUGUCGAUCUGAAUGAAAAAGAAUUGCAAAAUGAGAUUAGUCAACUUGACAAUAAUAGUAAUACCAGUCGCAACAACGAAAAGGAGGACACUAAUGCGACCAAUGAAGAAGUGCAAGUUGGAGAAGAUUUUAUGGAAGUGGAUUAUGAAGAUAAAGAUGAUGCAGGGAAUCUAAAGAACGAAACAGAACACAAUGCGAAUGAAAAUGGUGAUACAGAUAAUACUGUUGAAACAAUAAUGACACAAGAACAGUUUGUUAAGAGGAGGAGAGAUAUGCUAGAGCAUAUAAAUUUGGCUAUGAACGAAUCAUCCCUAGCUUUGGAAUUUGUUUCUCUGCUGCUAUCGGGUGUUAAAGAGUCCACAGGUAUUUCAUCAAUGUCACCAUUUCUCAGAAAAGUUGUUAAACCUUCUAGUUUAAACAGCGAAAAAAUUCCGUAUGAAGUUCCUACAAAGAAAGAGUACAUCGAGUUAGAUAUUUUAAAUAAAGGUUGGAAGCUACAGAGUUUGAACGAAUCUAAAGAUUUAUUACGUGGAAGUUUCAAUAAUUUAAGUUCCAUAUUAAAAAACGAACAUGACUAUUGGAAUAAGAUAAUGCAAAAUAUUAGUAAUAGGGAUGUCAUUUUCAAAAUUAGGGAUAGAUCUAGUGGUCAAAAGCUGUUGGCAAUCAAGUAUGGUUAUGAGGACUCGGGGUCUACUUAUAGACAUGAUAGAGGUAUUGCUAAUAUAAGGAAUAAUAUAGAAUCGCAAAAUUUGGAUUUGAUACCUCACAGUAAUUCAGUAGUUAAAGGUACCGAUUUCCUGCAUUCAGUAAAGAAGUUUCUAAGGAUUCGUAUCUUCACAAAAAUUGAAUCAGAAGAUGAUUAUAUAUUAAGCGGUGAAAGUGUCAUGGAUAGAGACGGUGAAAACGAAGAAACUGAGGUAACAAAUAUUAGAAACCAGAUUCAAAUCCUGAAAAAAAUCAUUUUCGAAAAAGAGCUGAUGUAUCAGAUAAAGAAAGAGUGCGCUUUGUUGAUUUCUUAUGGUGUCAGUAUUGAAAAUGAAAAUAAAGUAAUAAUUGAACUGCCUAAUGAAAAAUAUGAAAUUGAGUUAUUGUCCCUUGAUGAUGACUCUAUAGUAAAUCAUGAGCAAGAUUUACCAAAGAUCAACGACAAGAGAGCCAACUUGAUGCUCAUUAUGUUGAGAUUGUUAUUAGUUGUCAUGUUCAAAAAAACUUUGUUGUCUAGAAUAAGCUCACCCCAUCGACUAAUCAAUUUGAAUGUUGACGAUGAUAUCCUAAUAAUUCGCCCCAUCCUUGGUAAAGUUCGAUUUGCAAAUUACAAGCUGCUGCUAAAAAAAAUCAUAAAGGAUUACGUGCUCGAUAUAGUUCCCGGCUCAAGUAUAACCGAGGCAGAAGUAAAGAGGGAAGAGCUUCAGGAAAACAAAAACAUUGACGAUGAAAACAUAACAACAUUGUAUAAGGAGAUCCGUGCCUUCGACAAACUAUUGAAUAUACCCAAACGAGAACUUAAGAUAAACUUACCAUUAUCUGAGCAUAAAACCCCCAGUCUAAGUUUAAUUCUUGAGAGUCCUAACUACUGUAAUGCGCUGAUCCACAUCAAAUUUGAAGAUAGUGCAGAAGCCAAUGCGGUGGCCUUUAACACAACAUUUUCUGACUUUAAGGAGGUAGAGGAUUUCUUACAUUUUAUUGUUGCUGAAUUCGUCCAACAGAAGAAGAUGUAA